UGUAUUUCUUUUUCUUACAGCAAAGUAUCCAGAGAUAAAAUCCUUGAUGAAACCUGACCCCAACCUGAUCUGGAUCAUAUCUGUGAUGUUUCUCGUCCAGUUGGCUUCAUUUUACUUAGUGAAAGACUUGGACUGGAAAUGGGUCAUAUUUUGGUCCUUUGUCUUUGGCAGCUCCAUUAAUCACUCAAUGACUCUGGGCAUCCAUGAGAUUUCUCACAAUUUUCCCUUCGGUCACCACAGGGCGCUGUGGAACCGCUGGUUUGGAAUAUUUGCUAACCUCCCUAUUGGGGUUCCAUAUUCCAUCUCCUAUAAAAUUUAUCACAUGGAUCACCAUCGGUACCUGGGAGCUGAUGGCAUCGAUGUGGAUGCUCCUUCUCAUUUUGAGGGCUGGUUCUUCUGCACCACUCUCAGGAAGCUCAUCUGGGUUGUUUUUCAGCCUUUUUUUAUUUUUUUCCGACCUUAUUUUGUCAACCCCAGACCAGUUACUUAUCUGGAAAACAUCAAUAUUGUGACCCAGAUCUCUUUCAACAUUAUGAUUUACUAUGUUUUGGGAAUUAAAGCUUUAGUCUACAUGUUGGCAGCCUCCCUACUUGGCCUGGGUUUGAAUCCAAUUUCUGGGCAUUUCUUAGCUGACCAUUACAUGUUCUUAAAGGGGCAAGACACCAACUCAUAUUAUGGGCCUCUGAACUUUCUCAUGUUCAAUGGGGGCUACCAUAAUGAACAUCAUGACUUCCCUAGCAUUCCUGGAAGCCGCCUUCCACAGGUGAGGAAAAUAGCAGCUGAAUACUAUGAUGAACUCCCCCAUCACAACUCCUGGGUGAAAGUACUGUAUGAUUUUGUGAUGGAUGACACACUGAGUCCCUACUCAAGGAUAAAGAGGCCUCCAAAGGGGAAUGAGGUUCUGCAGUAA
Messenger RNA from Phodopus roborovskii (desert hamster), 910 nucleotides. Its product is annotated as sphingolipid delta(4)-desaturase DES1. Gene Ontology annotation, cellular component: membrane. The record is from RefSeq and is a predicted model, not a curated record. Gene Ontology annotation, biological process: ceramide biosynthetic process. Bases 47 to 910 code for a protein of 287 amino acids. Lineage: Eukaryota; Metazoa; Chordata; Mammalia; Rodentia; Cricetidae. Gene Ontology annotation, molecular function: sphingolipid delta-4 desaturase activity. The transcript has 2 exons.